This is a messenger RNA of Euleptes europaea (tarantolino), 8044 nucleotides long. RefSeq names its product notch receptor 1 (gene NOTCH1). Gene Ontology annotation, molecular function: signaling receptor activity; protein binding; calcium ion binding. Bases 1 to 8040 code for a protein of 2679 amino acids. Lineage: Eukaryota; Metazoa; Chordata; Lepidosauria; Squamata; Sphaerodactylidae. Gene Ontology annotation, biological process: regulation of developmental process; regulation of DNA-templated transcription; Notch signaling pathway. The record is from RefSeq and is a predicted model, not a curated record. The transcript is spliced from 34 exons. Gene Ontology annotation, cellular component: plasma membrane; protein-containing complex.
AUGCGGCCGCAGGGUGCGCCCGCCCGCCGCUCGCCGCCCGCCGCCCCGUCGGUGCUGCUGCUGCUGCUGCUGCUGCUGCUGCCGCCGGUGCUGAGCCGAGGUACGCGGGGCGCCGGCGGGGCUGCGCGUGGGUCGGACGGGGGGGCGGCGGCGGCGGCGGGGCUGGACGGGGAGCUUCGGGGGCCUCCGCUCGGCCGCCUCGGGCGCUCAUCGCCCCCUCGGGCUGGCCGAGCCUGGGCCGGGCCAGAGUUGGCUGCUUGCGGGCCCUCGACGGACGGACGGACGGACGGACGGCCAGCGUGCCGGGGCGGGGCGGGGCGGGGCGGGGGGCCGCGGCGAAGAGGCGAGCGUGGGCCUGAGGAGCCUCGCUUGGGCUCGGCCGGCGUCCACGGCGGACCGGGGCCCGGGGCCGGCCUGGAGGCGCACGUCCACCCGCCGCGGGGCCGGGGCUGCAGGCGCGCCAGUCCCCCGGAGCCGGCGGGGUCGUCGGAGGAACCGUCGGGCGGUCCUCUCCUCCGCCCUUUCCGAUGCACCCAGCCUUUUGAAGCCUGCUUGAACGGAGGGAAGUGUGAGACGUUCCCCAAUGGAACAGGGCUGUGCUUGUGCCCCAACAAUUUUGUUGGCAACCGCUGCCAGCUGCGGCACCCCUGCCUCAGCUCUCCCUGCAAGAAUGCCGGCACCUGCCAUGCCAUUGUCCACGAUAACACUGUGGACUACGCUUGCACGUGCCGCUUGGGCUUCACUGACCGGCUUUGCCUGACUCCUGAGGAGAACGUCUGCCUCAGCAGCCCCUGCCGCAAUGGAGGGACCUGUGAACUCCUCACACUGACGGAGUACAAAUGCCGCUGCCCUCCAGGCUGGUCAGGUAAGACUUGCCAGCAGGCAGAUCCAUGUGCCUCUAACCCCUGUGCUAACGGUGGGCAGUGCGUGCCUUUUGACUCGAGCUACGUGUGCAAGUGCACGCUAGGCUUCCACGGAGCCAACUGCAAGGAAGACGUCAACGAGUGCAGCCGCACACCGCCCAUCUGCAAGAACGGUGGGACCUGCGUCAAUGAGAUCGGCUCCUUCCAGUGCCACUGCAGGCAGGCAUACACAGGCCACACUUGUGAGCACCUCUAUGUGCCCUGCUAUCCCUCCCCCUGCCAGAAUGGGGGCACCUGUGGCCAGACCGGGGACACCACCUAUGAAUGCACCUGCCUUCCAGGUUUUACUGGCCAGAACUGUGAGGAAAAUCUUGAUGAUUGCCCAGGAAACAGCUGCAAGAACGGAGGCACCUGUGUGGACGGGGUGAACACCUACAACUGUCAGUGCUUGCCUGAAUGGACAGGCCAGUACUGCACUGAAGAUGUGGAUGAAUGCCAACUGAUGCCCAAUGCUUGCCAGAAUGGUGGUACCUGCCACAACACACAUGGUGGCUAUAAUUGUGUGUGUGUCAAUGGCUGGACGGGUGAGGAUUGCAGCGAGAACAUUGAUGACUGUGCCAGCGCAGCCUGCUUCACAGGGGCCACCUGCCAUGAUCGCGUGGCUUCCUUCUACUGUGCAUGUCCACAUGGACGAACAGGUUUGUUGUGCCACCUUGAUGAUGCUUGUAUCAGUAACCCAUGUAAUGAAGGCUCCAACUGCGACACCAACCCUGUCAAUGGAAGGGCCAUCUGCACCUGCCCCUCGGGCUACAUGGGACCCGCUUGCAAUCAGGAUGUGGACGAAUGUUCACUGGGUGCCAACCCUUGUGAACAUGCUGGGAAAUGCCUCAACACAGAGGGCUCCUUCCAAUGUCAGUGUCAACAGGGCUACUCUGGCGCUCGGUGCGAGAUUGACGUCAAUGAGUGCUCCUCGAAUCCGUGCCAGAAUGAUGCCACCUGUUUGGACCAGAUUGGGGUCUUUCACUGUAUUUGCAUGCCAGGAUACGAGGGCGUUUAUUGUGAGAUCAACACAGACGAGUGUGCUAGCAGCCCCUGCCUCCAUGAUGGGAACUGUGUGGACAAGAUCAACGAGUUUGUUUGCGAGUGCCCCCUGGGCUUCAAUGGUCACCUGUGCCAGUAUGACAUUGACGAGUGUGCCAGCACGCCCUGCAAGAACGGAGCCAAGUGUGUGGAUGGCCCCAACUCCUACACCUGUGAAUGCGCAGAAGGUUUUGCUGGUCCCCACUGUGAAACUGACAUUGAUGAAUGUGACCCGGACCCCUGCCACUAUGGGGCCUGCCACGAUGGCAUUGCCACCUUCACAUGCCUCUGCCAGCCUGGUUAUACCGGUCACCGCUGUGACAUCAACGUGAACGAGUGCCAGAGCCAGCCUUGCAAGAAUGGAGGGACUUGCCAGGACAGAAACAAUGCUUACCACUGCAUGUGCCUCAAAGGGACUACGGGAUCCAAUUGUGAAAUCAACCUAGAUGACUGUGCCAGCAACCCCUGUGACUAUGGCAGAUGCCUGGACAAAAUCAACGGUUAUGAGUGCACCUGUGAACCAGGAUACACAGGGAGAAUGUGCAACAUCAACAUUGACGAAUGCGCCAGCAACCCUUGCCACAACGGUGGCACAUGCAGGGACAGCAUCAACGGUUUCAUAUGCGUCUGCCCUGAAGGGUUCCACGAUGCCAUGUGCCUCUCAGAAGUGAAUGAGUGUAACAGCAAUCCCUGUAUCCAUGGGAAAUGCAAUGAUGGGCUGAACGGCUACACGUGUGACUGUGAUCUGGGCUGGAGUGGUACAAACUGUGACAUCAACAACAAUGAGUGUGAAUCCAACCCUUGCAUGAAUGGUGGCACCUGCAAAGACAUGACCAGUGGCUACAUCUGCACCUGUCUGGAGGGGUUCAGCGGUCCCAACUGCCAGACCAAUAUCAAUGAAUGUGCUUCCAACCCUUGCCUGAAUCAAGGAACUUGCAUUGAUGAUGUUGCCGGCUAUCAGUGCAGUUGCCUGCUACCGUACACUGGGUCCACUUGCGAGAAUGUGCUGGCUCCUUGCGCAGACGCUCCCUGUAAGAAUGGUGGGGAAUGCAGAGAGUCUGAAGACUACAAGAGCUUCUCGUGUGCCUGCCCUGCAGGGUGGCAAGGACAAACCUGUGAGAUUGACAUUAAUGAAUGUGUGAAGAGCCCCUGUCAGAACGGCGCUGUGUGUCAGAACACGAACGGGAGCUACCGCUGCCUCUGCAAGCCCGGGUUCAAAGGCCCCAGCUGUGAGACAGACAUUGAUGAUUGCCAUCCCAACCCAUGCCACAAUGGUGGCUCCUGCUCCGAUGGCAUCAACGCCUUCUUCUGCAACUGCCAGGCAGGAUUCCAGGGUCCCAAGUGCGAGGAGGACAUCAACGAGUGUGCCAGCAACCCCUGCAAGAACGGGGCCAACUGCACGGACUGUGUCGACAGCUAUACCUGUACCUGUCCCUCAGGCUUCAGUGGAUUCCACUGCGAGAAUAAUACACCUGACUGCACAGAAAGCUCCUGCUUCAAUGGGGGAACAUGCGUGGAUGGGAUCAACACCUUCACUUGCAUGUGCCCGCCUGGCUUCACUGGCAUCUACUGUGAGCACGAUAUCAAUGAGUGUGACUCCAAGCCUUGCCUGAAUGGAGGCACCUGCCAGGACAGCUAUGGGACUUACAAGUGCAGCUGCCCUCAGGGCUACACGGGCCUCAGUUGCCAGAACCUGGUGCGCUGGUGUGACUCCUCCCCUUGCAGAAAUGGCGGACACUGCCUGCAGACAGGCAACCUAUACCGCUGUGGGUGCCCCAGAGGCUGGACGGGCCUCUACUGCGACAUCCCCAAUGUCUCCUGCGAGGUGGCAGCUAAGCAGCAAGGUGUGGACGUAGCACACCUGUGCAGGAACUCGGGCCUGUGCAUGGACACAGGCAACACACACUUCUGCCACUGCCAAGCCGGCUACACUGGCAGCUACUGUGAGGAGCAGGUGGAUGAGUGCUCCCCGAGUCCAUGUCAGAACGGGGCCACAUGCACCGACUACCUUGGAGGCUACUCAUGUGAGUGUGUUCCUGGCUAUCAUGGGGUUAACUGCUCGGAGGAGGUCAACGAAUGUCUUUCUCAGCCCUGCCAAAAUGGAGGAACCUGCAUUGACCUCAUCAACACCUACAAAUGUUCUUGUCCUCGAGGAACUCAAGGGGUGCACUGUGAAAUCAACGUGGAUGACUGCAGCCCCUUCUUCGAUGCCCACACCUUGGCCCCAAAGUGCUUCAACAAUGGCAGGUGCGUGGACAGGAUCGGGAGCUACAGCUGCAUUUGCUCACCAGGCUUUGUGGGGGAGCGCUGUGAGGGGGACGUCAACGAGUGCCUCUCCAACCCAUGUGACCAACGCGGGACCCAGAACUGUGUGCAGCGCAUUAAUGACUACAUAUGCGAGUGCCGGCCUGGCUACUCGGGGCGGCAUUGUGAGAGCGUGGUGGAUGGCUGUCGAAACAAGCCUUGCAGGAAUGGUGGGACCUGCGCAGUUGCCAGCAACACUCAGCACGGUUACAUUUGUAAAUGCCCCCCGGGCUUUGAAGGGGCUACUUGUGAAAACGACUCGCGCAGCUGUGGGAGCCUUCGCUGCCUGAACGGCGGGACCUGUGUCUCCACCUCCAAGGGCUCCAAGUGCGCAUGCGCGCUGGGCUUCAUGGGCCCCGUGUGCCAGUUCCCUCCCAACAGCCCUUGCCACUCGAGUCCGUGCUACAACGGGGGGACGUGUCAGUUUGCCAAAGAGCCACCCCAUUAUCGGUGCCAUUGCCCCGUCAACUUCAAUGGGCUCAACUGCCACAUCCUGGACUUCGACUUCCCUGGGGGCAAGGGUCAGGACAUCCCUCCCACUUCCUUCGAGGAGAAGUGCAAGAUCCCGGGGUGUGCCAGCCAAGCGGGAGACAAGUUCUGUGACACCAAGUGCAACAACCACGCCUGCGGCUGGGACGGAGGGGACUGCUCACUCAACUUCAACGGCCCCUGGAAGAACUGCUCCCAGUCCCUGCAGUGCUGGAAGUACUUCAACGAUGGGAAAUGCGAUGCCCAGUGCAACAACCCCGGGUGCCUCUAUGACGGCUUUGACUGCCAGAAGGUGGAAGGGCAGUGCAAUCCUCUGUAUGACCAAUACUGCAAGGACCAUUUUUCGGAUGGCCACUGCGACCAGGGGUGCAACAACGCAGAAUGUGAGUGGGAUGGCCUGGACUGUGCCAACAAUGUGCCCGAGAAGCUUGCAGAUGGCACCUUGGUGGUGGUGGUUCUGACUACACCAGAGAACCUGAAGAACAACUCUUUCAACUUCCUGCGGGAGCUCAGUCGUGUCCUACACACCAAUGUGGUCUUCAAAAAAGAUGCCAAGGGGGAGUACAUGAUUUUCCCGUACUAUGGGAACCCUGAGGAACUGAAGAAGCAUCACAUUAAGCGGUCAGCAGAGAACUGGUUGGACGUGUCAAGUGCAGUCUUCCAAGUGAAGACUUCCCUCUACUCGAGGGUCACUCGAGAGCUGGACCAGCUGGACAUCUAUGGCUCCAUUGUCCACUUGGAGAUCGACAACCGCCAGUGCAUCCAGUCCUCCUCGCAGUGCUUCCAAAGCACCACUGAUGUCGCGGCCUUCCUUGGCGCCUUGGCCUCUCUUGGCAACUUGGACAUCCCUUACAAAAUUGAAGCUGUUAAGAGUGAAAUUGCCGAUCCCCCAGGGAGCGCUCCGUGGUAUCUCAUGUACGUGGUCGUGUCUACUCUCAUUCUCCUGAUAGUUGUUGGCGUCGGAGUAUUAGCAUCCCGCAAGCGACGGAGAGAACAUGGACAGCUUUGGUUUCCCGAGGGCUUCAAAGUGACAGAGUCGAGCAAGAAGAAACGACGGGAGCCCCUUGGGGAGGAUUCUGUGGGGCUGAAACCCGUGAAGCCCAUGUCUAACGGCACUCUGAUGGAUGACAACCAGAACGAAUGGGGUGAUGAAGAAACAUUAGACACGAAGAGGUUUAGGGUGGAGGAGCAGGCCAUGCUGCCAGACGUGGAUGACCAUACUGACCAUAGGCAGUGGACACAGCAGCACCUGGAUGCGGCUGACCUGCGCAUUUCCUCCAUGGCUCCCACUCCUCCGCAAGGGGAAAUCGAUGCAGAUUGCAUGGAUGUCAAUGUUCGAGGACCAGAUGGAUUCACUCCACUGAUGAUUGCCUCGUGCAGUGGAGGAGGGCUGGAAACGGGCAACAGCGAGGAGGAGGAGGAUGCCCCAGCGGUCAUUUCAGAUUUCAUCUACCAGGGGGCCAGCUUGCACAAUCAGACAGACCGCACGGGAGAGACAGCGCUCCAUCUGGCUGCACGCUACUCCCGCUCGGAUGCUGCCAAGAGGCUUCUGGAAGCCAGUGCUGAUGCCAACAUCCAGGACCACAUGGGCAAGACACCUCUCCAUGCUGCUGUGUCGGCGGAUGCUCAGGGUGUCUUCCAGAUUCUGAUCCGGAACAGAGCCACAGACCUGGAUGCACGCAUGCAUGAUGGGACGACGCCUUUGAUCUUGGCUGCCCGCCUGGCUGUGGAGGGCAUGCUGGAGGACCUCAUCAACUGCCAUGCAGACGUCAACGCAGUGGAUGAUCUAGGAAAGUCUGCUCUGCACUGGGCUGCGGCCGUGAAUAACGUGGAAGCUGCAGUCGGGUUGCUGAAAAACGGGGCCAAUAAAGACAUGCAGAACAACAAGGAGGAGACCCCUCUGUUCCUGGCAGCCAGAGAAGGGAGCUAUGAAACCGCCAAGGUUCUCCUGGAACACUUUGCCAACCGUGACAUCACAGACCACAUGGAUCGCCUGCCACGUGACAUUGCCCAAGAGCGCAUGCACCAUGAUAUUGUUCGCCUGCUGGAUGAAUACAACUUAGUGCGAAGCCCACCUUUGCACAGUGGGUCUAUGGGGGCUCCCACCCUCUCUCCGCCCCUGUGCUCGCCCAGCAGUUACAUUGGCAACCUGAAGCCUGCUCUCCAGGGUAAGAAGGCCAGGAAGCCGAGCACCAAGGGGUUCAGCUGCAAUGGGAAAGAGUCCAAGGACCUCAAGGCCCGCAGAAAGAAGUCACAAGAUGGGAAAGGGUGCCUGCUGGACAGCUCCAGCGUCCUCUCACCAGUGGACUCCUUGGAGUCUCCCCGUGGGUACCUGUCGGACGUGGCCUCCCCUCCCUUAAUGACUUCACCCUUCCAGCCAUCUCCCUCCAUGCCUCUCAACCACCUGCCUGGCAUGCCUGAUGCCCAUAUGAGCAUGAACCACCUCAACAUGGCAGGCAAGCAAGACAUGCCCAUGGGCGCCAGCCGGAUGCAGCCUUUCGAAGCAGUGCCCCCACGUCUCUCCCACUUACCUGUCUCCAGCCCAAAUACCCUCAUGAGCAGUACGCCAUUGAGUUUCACAGUGAGCGGGGGUCCCAGCCUGAAUGGACAAUGUGAUUGGCUGAACAGGCUGCAGAACGGCAUGGCGCAGAACCAGUACAAUGCCAUGCGGAAUGGCAUCCAGCAAGGGGCACAUCAGCAAAACCAAGGUCUGCAGCAUGGGCUGAUGACCUCCCUGCACAAUGGCCUGCCCACCACCGCCUUGUCCCAGAUGAUGAGCUACCAGGCCCUCCCCAACAGCCACCUGCCGGCCACCUCGCAGCCCCACUUGCUGCAGGCUCAGCAGCUGCCACAGAUCCAGCCACAGCAAAACAUGCAGCAGCAGCCCCACAGUGCCCCCUCAAACGCUAGCACCCACAUCAGCCAAAACUUCCUUGGGAACGAGCUGAGCCAGCCCGACAUGCAGCAAGCGACCGGUGGUGCUUUGGCCAUCCACCCCAUUAUGCCUCAAGAUACCCAGAUCCUUGCCACCUCCCUGCCAUCCACCCUCACCCAGCCAAUGACAACCACUCAAUUUCUCACCCCACCUUCUCAACACAGCUACUCCUCCCCGUUGGACAACACUCCCAGUCACCAGCUUCAGGUGCCCGACCACCCUUUCCUGACACCUUCCCCGGAGUCACCAGACCAAUGGUCAAGCUCGUCUCCUCACUCCAACCUGUCCGAUUGGUCAGAAGGCAUCUCGAGCCCUCCUACCAGUAUGCCCUCGUCACAAAUGGGACACAUCCCAGAAGCCUUCAAGUAAAGGG